Messenger RNA from Diaporthe batatas, 778 nucleotides. RefSeq lists its product as uncharacterized. Lineage: Eukaryota; Fungi; Ascomycota; Sordariomycetes; Diaporthales; Diaporthaceae. Gene Ontology annotation, biological process: cyclic nucleotide metabolic process. Gene Ontology annotation, molecular function: 2',3'-cyclic-nucleotide 3'-phosphodiesterase activity. The transcript is spliced from 2 exons. The record is from RefSeq and is a predicted model, not a curated record. The coding region runs from base 57 to 665 and encodes 202 amino acids.
UCUCCCUUCGCAGCCCCCUCGAACUCACCGGCCUCGCCGCCAAACAGCAUCUCAAAAUGCCGGGAUCCUCCCUCUGGCUGACCCCACCACCUACUCACCCCCUUCACGCAGUCAUCACCAGGCUCAUCGAGGUCACCCUCCCAGCCCAAUUCCCAGACGCGUCCCCGCGCCCACCAAGCUUCGCCCCCCACCUGACGCUCACGUCCGGCAUCGACCCAAGCAUCUACGGCGACGAGCCCCAGAAAUGGCUGGACAGCAUCCCGUUUCCGGCAGCGGCAAAGGUGGCUGUGCGGUUUGAGAGUGUCAAGUCGCAGGAUGUCUUCUUCCGAAGGUGCUACAUCAAGUGCGAGUUCGAUGGCGCGCGGGACGUGGCGGCUAUUUCCAGGGCGCGAGGUGUUGAAGGCGAGGAUGAGGUUGGGUCAAAGACGCAGACGUGGCUUGCGGAGUGGAAGGAGGCUUUUGGGCCGCAUGUCAGUCUGAUGUAUGGUGACAUGCCCAUCGAUGAGGCAAAGCUGAAGGGAAUCGAAGACGCCGUCAAGCAGGCUGGUGUUGCGCUCGGGGAUCCCUCUCACAGCAUGGGGGGUUGGGAAGGUGGAAUAGUGUGGCUGGUGUCAACCGAGAAGGGCAUUGAGGAUUGGAAGCCGAUUGCGACCAGGACCUUGUGAAGGAGAGAGUUGCACGGAUCGCAAAUCCAAUAGCCUGCUUAUUGAAUAACACCUUCAGUACCUGGUAUUACAUGAAACCCAGACGGUAAUGAUGCAUAUGAUUCAAUACCUAG